ACCUCUUGCGUCAAUCAAUCACGUUUAUUCCAUAAUAACGCAGCAGGAAGGGGUGCUGAAGAUGACCGUGGAAGAAGAGCGAAACCUGGUGAGUUUCAGGGUUUCGUCAAGAAGACCCACACAAGACAACAGUCUCAAAUGCAAACAUUGUGGAGAAAUAGGACAAGAAAUCAGUGGGUGUUUCCAAAUCAUAGGUUACCCUGAAUGGUGGGCAGACCAACUGUGUGUGUGCAAGGUGGAGCCCGCGGAGGUGGCUAGGGCAGUGGGACGACCCAAGGCAGGAGGCACAACAGAAGGGGGCGGUGCACCAGCUGGACGCGGUGCCGGAAACUGCACGGACAAGACACUAACUGAUAGUGCCGGAAAUUGCACAGCAACUGAUAGUGCACCCUUCACUGAUAGUGCACCCAUAUCAUUCUUCGAGUUUCUCUAAUUUCUUCUAAUUUUUUUAGUUUCUUCUAACAUACUCCCUCCGUCCCUAAAUAAACUUUUUCUUUCGUUUUGUCUUUGUCCCCAAAUAAACUUCUCUUUUCCCUUAAAAAACCCCUUUUACCCCUUACUUUUUUAUAUCCUACAUAUCACAUCAUACCUUUUUACAUAUCACAUCUUACUUUUACACAUCACAUCAAGGACAUGAUGACACACACGUACGUACAAACCACAUAGGUAAUUAAAUUAAACAUUAUGUUAAUUACACGAUUUCUUCAAACAAAACAAAUGAUGCCCUUGCCAAAACCUCCACAUUUGGGUUUCAAGACACAUCCCAAACAUCCAAAUCAUUCAUACAAUUUGGCCUAAUUACAAUUAAGUUGGCGGUUCCGUAUUUCCGAAUCGGGUUCCAGAUGAUAAAAACUACGUACGUGCUCACCCCGUCUCGGUGCAACUUAAUUAGCUUAGUUACACACAACUUUACGCUUCCGAUAAUCCAAAUGAUUAUGUAUUAAUCCUCCUUGGAACUCCAAAUCAAUCUCCAUUUUUAUUAAUAUUAUCAUACAUAGAUAUAUUUGAAGAUUUAUAUAUAUAUAUAUAUAUAUAUAAGGAAAAGAAGAAGAAGAAGAAUGAAUUCCAAUUCAAUCGGGUUGGGAAUAGUUUUGCCAGCAGAGAAGCAUGACGACGCAGCGCCGGAGGAUGUAAAGCUUCGUCUUGUACUGCUUCGUCAUGCUCAUGCACCGCUUCCGGAAGCUGCUUUUCCGGUGACACUCCGCUGUUGAACUGCUCAACAUGU
Cuscuta campestris is the source of this 1225-nucleotide messenger RNA. NCBI's taxonomy places the organism in Eukaryota, Viridiplantae, Streptophyta, Magnoliopsida, Solanales, Convolvulaceae. The record is from the annotation of a GenBank genome assembly.